AGUGCUCUCGAGCAACAGUCCCCAAGAUCAGCCUUCGAUUAUCGGCCGUACUAUCUCAUGCCUCUAAUCGCAACUGCCGACUGCCCAUGGUCAAACCCACGCGUGCCCCAGUGUUGCAUUGGCGAGCAUAGUUCACGUGACAUACGUGCUCUUGCCGUCGCUGAAUAACUCCUAGGUUUCUCUCGCAAGCGGUUCAUUCCUCGGGAAGUCCACGAGUCUAGUUUCGAGGCGCCUCACAACGAGUCUUACAAGUCUUAAGACCCAGAUGCUCGCGCUCACUCACGUCCAUCCUCAUUCUCAGCAAUCCCCGUUCCUCCGCCUAGCGCCUAGCUCCGAUACAUGGCUCCCUGCUUCAGGGCUCUGACCCCCGCCACUUCAUGUUCGGCCAAAGCAGAUUAAAGAAUCUAGGUAGACGUCCUCAGCUGGUGGGGGAUUGCGGACGUCGCGGCGAAAAAAGGGGCGUACACGGGAAGUCGCCGCAGGGCGGGCAGAGCGUGGGCGACUGAGCGACAUGGCAUGGAAGAUCCAGGCGAUGGUGUCGCCUGCGGGUCAGUCGUCGCACAAGGUGCACCACAUCGAUCCGAAGGAGCAAACGAGGUAAUCGCACGCGCUUUCGACGCUUUAUGGCGUGUCCCAAGAGUACCUCCCGCAUACACCGAAUGCGGUGUUGUAGGUUCCAGCACGGUAGAAAACGGUAUUUCUGCUCCACCACUUUGAAACUUGGGGCACCUUACUGAACCUGUGCAAACUGUACGCGAGACGUCCUCUUGGGACACGCCCUUAGAAUUUCGCUGGACUCGUCCUUUCCGCUGCCCCUUCUAUACCAUUUGCUCUCUCCCUUUCUCACUAUUUCCAUAUUUAAGUUGUAUUUUCACCUGCCCGCCUUAACCUUCCCUCCUUCAGCUCUGCGAAGCGGGCCCCCCGUCGCAGUCGCAUGCGAUUCCUGUGCGGCGUUCCCUGCAUGGACGCCGUCGUCGACGACGACUUGUGCGACAACGUGCGACUGGCGGAACCGGAUAGCGCAGCAGCAGUCCUCCGCAGGCCCGCGCAUGCGGAAGGGAUGGCGCAGCAGGGGGAACGAUCCGCGCAAUACGGGGAAGGAGCCCCGCCGUGGCUGCCCGUCCCCAGGCUCGGCAGCGGCAGCCCCGCCGGACGUCGCGCGCGCGGCAGCGGCAGCCAAGCCGCGGGCGGAGCCAGCGGAAGCCACGUGGCAGCUGCUCGUGCAAGCGGCAGCAGCGGCGGCAGCGGAAGCGGCGGGGGAAGCGGGAGUAGCGGAGGGGGAGCGGGGGGGCUGGACGGGUGGGUGGGGGAGCGGAGCGAGCGGUGGUUGAGGUACCACGGGCCCCGAGCGGGAAACGCGGCGGAAGAUGCGGCGGGGGACUCGUCAGACGACGACGACGUGAGCGACAGCGGGAUUAUGUUCGCCGGGGCGAAGGCGGAGCUCGCCGCGCGCAUCUGGCGGCGGCAGGUGCGGGGAGGAAUGGAUGGGGAAGGAAUGGAGGGGGAGGGUGUGGGGAGGGAGGGGGAGGGGAAAGGGGGCGCGGGGGAGGAAGAGGUGGCAAGGGAAGAGGGGCGAAGGGAAGAUGCGCGAGCGGGGGAGGGAGGGAGACGGGGAGAGGAAGCGGAGAUGAUUCGAUUGUUGAGAGAGCGGAAAGAGAGACAGCAGCAGCGGCGGCAGCAGCAGCAGCAGCAGCUUCGGUAUGGGGGCGGAAAUAACGGCAAGAGCAGAGAGCUCAGUCCAGUGAGACUCGCUAUAGGGGACGAGACUGGCCGUUUAUCGGAGCACGAGGAUGGGGGGGAGAGGCAGAACGGGGAUGAGGGGGAUCCAGGUGGCGGGAUGAGCGGCGGGGGGAACUAUUGGCGGAAAGUGAUGCGCCAAGGCUCCCCUGAGGGCGGAGAACACGAAGGGGAGGCGCAAGGAGAGGCGCACGGGGAGGCGCGGGGGCAGGUGUCGGCAUCCGCGCAGGGAAAGGCGGAAGAGCAGGGGAGCGGCGGGGUGGAGGGGGGUCUCGGGGGGUUAGAGGCGGAAGAGAGGUGCUGUGGCAGCGAGAGCGAUAGUAGUGGGAGUGCUACUAGCGAGGAUUGCAGUAGCGUGAGCGACGGGCGGAGCAGAAGGGGGAUGAGGGAAGCGGAAGAAUGCGGGGAAGGGGGCACGGAAGAAGGCGCGGGGGAAGAAAGGGGGGGGAUGGGCGGGCGGGGGGAAGGGGAGAAACGGAGGGACGAAGGAGGGGAGGGGGAGGAGGAAAUAGACGCGUUUGAGGACGACUCGUCACCCGUUAAGAAGCUCUGGCAGGGGCUAAUGGGUACAACCGGUGCUGGUGCCACCAGUGGUAAUAGCAGCCCCUCGGGUUGUGCUGCUGCUGCUGCUGCGGGCACUGCUGGUGCUGGUAGCGGUGGUGCGUGCGGCGGGGGGCUGGGCGGCAUGACGCCCAGGCGGCGAGCGCGAAUGAUUCGGCUGCUGGAGGAGGUGCGGGAGGAGGAGGGCGAGGGGGAGGGGGACUGGGACGCGGGGGGAGGGGGGGGGAAGGGCAACCGGGGAGAGGAGAAGGGAGGGGCAGAGAAGUGGAAGAAGCAGCAGAAGCAGCAGCGGGAUGGACAGGAGCGGUGAUGGUAAGAGGGGGAGAGGGGGAGAGGGAGAGGGAGGAAGGUGUGCCAUGGGCGGCUGGCGCAGAGGGGAGACUGGGAG
This is a messenger RNA of Closterium sp. NIES-67, 2686 nucleotides long. The record is from the annotation of a GenBank genome assembly. Lineage: Eukaryota; Viridiplantae; Streptophyta; Zygnematophyceae; Desmidiales; Closteriaceae.